Physella acuta is the source of this 2398-nucleotide messenger RNA. Its product is annotated as transcription factor ATOH8-like. Gene Ontology annotation, molecular function: DNA-binding transcription factor activity; protein dimerization activity; E-box binding. Gene Ontology annotation, cellular component: nucleus. The record is from RefSeq and is a predicted model, not a curated record. Gene Ontology annotation, biological process: anatomical structure morphogenesis; positive regulation of transcription by RNA polymerase II. Lineage: Eukaryota; Metazoa; Mollusca; Gastropoda; Physidae.
CCCCCCCCUGGAGGGACCUGACCUGCUGAUAUCACUGCAGUGAAUCAUCUCUCAAUGUCAUGUCAGGCCUUGGUCCUGGAUGUCAGGAUACGCGUCAAACUGCUGACAUUUUGUAUGUGUGUGUAUCUUGAGUCACCUCCUGCUCAAAUGGUGACCACUGCGAACAUGCGGAUUUGGUGACACUUUUUUUUCAAACGCAAUGAGUCACCUCCUGACCAAAUGGUGACCAAUAUAAACAAACUGGUGACAUUUUCUUCUAUCGUCUUGAAUCACCUCCUGCUCAAUUAGUGAGCACUAUGAACAAGCGGAACUGGUGACCAUUUUCAUCCUCACACACUCGAGUCACCUCCUGCCCAAAUGGUGACCACCAUGAGCAGUGUCAAAUUGGUCAACAGUCACCUGCCUCACCACCUAGUCACCACCCACCUGCCUCACCUGCACUACCACCCGUCUCACCACUUCCCCGUUCUCCGGCCGGAGCAGACGAUGACCUUGGACUACAGCCUCCCGCAGCGCCACUCCGACGCCGACAGCGACUCGCCGGCCUCCCCGACGGAGUCGGAGGACCGGCACCCGCUCAACCUGUCGGAAACCCCGACGAAAAAAAACAAACGGAAGCUCAGCGAGCCCAAGAAACGGGCCGACGCCGUCGUGAAGAAACUGUGCGCUAAAACUUUGAACACCGACGAAAAAGUUAGUGUCGGUAACGAGGCGCAGAAACCUCAAAAAGGGAAAAAACUCGUCAACGGGAAUUCUAAACGGGUUUCCCCGAACUCUAAAUCAAAGUCGAAACUUCCGCGAAGAAGCUCAUCGUCCACGUCUUCUUCGGGGAGCAGCAGCGACGUCGACGGUGCCAAAGACGCUUCAGCAUCCUCUUCGACAUCCACCUCAACGCCCACCAUCCCAUCCGCCGUCCCCAGCAGUAUACCGCCGCAUUUCAUGCAUCCCUUAUUCCCGGGAUUACCCCCUUCAGCUUUAGGAUACGUGCCUGGACUGUAUUUCGGCGCUCCUCCAUUCCACCCGGGACUCCACGCCUCCUUCCCCGCCCUGCCCCUCCCUCUCCAGCACAGCUACCUCGCGGCAGCAGCAGCGGCCGCCGCGGCCCAGACCUCCUCCUCUACCUCCUCCCUCACAGCAACCACCUCAUCCUCCUCCCCGUCCAACCCAGACUCGGGAGACAACCCUAAAAGCUCAACCCCACAACGAUCUCAACCCCGGUCAACCCAACCAACCACCGUUCGCCCGACCGCGGCGUCAACCUCCACCCACCAGCCGUCCAUCCACAACGCCAGCGGUUCCCGAUCAGACGACGACGACGAUGACGCGUCUUCCUCCCGGGCCCAGUCACCAGAAGACCUCACCCUCGGGCAGAAAAUGUCGCGAAAACACCGGAAAAACUACAAAAACAUGACCAGGGAACGGCGGGUCGAGGCCAACGCCCGGGAGAGAACCCGGGUCCACACCAUCAGUGCCGCCUUCGACGCCCUGCGGCGGGCGGUCCCGUCCUACUCACAUAAUCAAAAACUCUCCAAACUAGCCAUCCUGCGUAUAGCCUGCAGCUACAUCAUGUCAUUAGCACGUCUGGCCGACCUGGACUACACGUCUGCGUCUGAGCACAUCGGGACGCCGCUGACCUUCGCGGAGUGUGUGGACAUGUGCACCAGCACCAUACAGACCGAGGGGCGGGCCAGACGACGGCACUGACCACAGUGACGUAGUAUUGACUUUCAUGGAUGAGUUAGUGAUGUUGUUUGUGUCAGGUAUUAUAAAAAAGAAUACUUAAAAACUCGUACCACGAAGUUAUGUGCAUACAUAGUCAAAGUGAUAUAUUCUGUGGAAUAUUGAUUCGCACAAUCAUUUUUAACAAAAACAAAAUCUUUGAAGGCCGGAUUUGGAGGAGAUAAAUAAGUCACUGCCGACUUUGACGGCCAAUUUGCAAAAGAAAAACAACAUUUUGGGCUGUAAAAAAUGUGUUUUUUAAAUGCAACCUAAAUACAUAUGUUAUGUAUGUAUGUGAGUUUGUGGAAUAUAAUAGUAUGUGUGUGAGUGAUAAAAAUUGAUAGAGAUGUGUUGUAAGUAUGAGUACUUAUGCAUGUUCGUGAGUAUUUCUGCAUGGUAUGAAACCAGUACUAGACUAUUUAAGCCAGGCUUUGGACUGUCCAGUUCUGAAAUAACAAAGUUCUAAAAUAAUGAUUCAUAGAGCCGGAUGCAUACUUUCCUACUUUCCCAAUCUAAUGUAUUUUUAUUGUCUUUUUGUAACAAAUUUUUACACGCUUUAUUCGUGUUAUACACCCUCACAGUCAAAAUUGUUUUACCAAAACUUUUGAAUGCCAAAAUAUUUUAAAAUUAAAUGUUACUUAAAAUGUAUUGUACCGUUUCUGAAUCAGCUGCUCCUGUU